Acanthosepion pharaonis is the source of this 561-nucleotide messenger RNA. NCBI's taxonomy places the organism in Eukaryota, Metazoa, Mollusca, Cephalopoda, Sepiida, Sepiidae. The record is from the annotation of a GenBank genome assembly.
AUGUUUCAUUUGUUUGUAACUUAUUCUCGCUGCAAACUAAAUUCUUCUUACUUUUUUUCUAAAAAGUUAACUUCUACUUCUUUUACAAAAUUGGCAUUUUUUUCUUCUGAAAAAAUCCUUUAUUUUCUUCUUCUUUUUUCUCCUCCCGUUCAACUUUUUUCUACUUCUACUACAACUUCUUCUUCAUCGUUAUCUUUACUUCUUCCAUAUAUCUUCUCCUUAAUUCACCUUUCUUUUUUUCUUCUUCAUCGUCAAGGAAAUUUUUUUCUCCUUUUUUCUCUUUUUUCCUCUUCCUUAUACAACUUCUUCUUUAUUCUUCUUUCCUCCUCUAUCUCUUCUUCUUCAUCAUACACCUAUAUAUCUUCUUAUUCUUUUCUUCCUUCUUUUUCUUCCUUUUUCUCCUCCGUUCUUCUACUACAACUUCAGACUUCUUCGCAUUCUUCUCCUCCUCCUCUUUACUUUUUCUUCUUCAUCAUCUUCUACUUUCCUCUUCCAUAUAGUAUAUCUUCUUAUUCUUUUUCAGGAUUACCUCCUUCUUUUUUUAAAUCUAAAGAGGGAUAA